GAAAACAGAAAUGGCUAAUCUUCCUAACGAAAUCAUGGAGGACAUACUCUCCAGACUCCCCAUCAAAUCCUUGAUUCGAUUCAGGUGUGUUUCCAAAUCUUGGCUUUCUUUAACCCACAACCCUUACUUGAUCAAAUUGCAUUUCAAUCGGUCCUCUCAAGAAAACCCAAGUCUCAUCCUCACCACAACAAUCAUCACCACCCACUUCCGCACCCAACUGUACUUGACCGAUUCCCAACUCAUUUCUUGCAACAAUAUUCGCUUCUCACAACCCAAUUUCGACGAGUUUCGCAUCAUGGGUUCAUGUAAUGGCUUGCUCUGUUUGGUCCAUCGCCUGAAUUCAAAGUCUAUUUUUAUCUGCAACCCAUGUACUGGUGAUCUUGUCAAGAUUCCCGAGUUUAUCACUGUGUUUGAGACCAAGUAUUUAGUCAAUGUGGUGUUUGGGGGAUUUGGUUUUAGCCCCAAGACCAGUCAAUAUAAAGUAGUAGUGAUUCUCUAUAACCGUGAAAAGCUAUUGAAUGGUGAUCAUAUUGUGAAAAAGAUUUCUGGGGCUUUUGUGUAUAAUUUGGGUGGUGGGCCUUGGAGAUAUGUAGGCAUUCCUCCUCUUGGGAUUACGGGUGAUUCCAGAUUAAGAGCAUUUCUUAAUGGUGUUCUUCAUUGGACAAUUGAGUCUUUUUUCCACACCAUUAUUUGUUUCGAUGUCGCAGAUGAAGUGUUCCAAGAAAUUCCCAGCCCCGCAAUUGGGCUCAAAGAGGGUGCUCAUUCUUUGGUGGUGUUGAGUGGCUUUCUUGCUGUAAUUGAAUUUUCUGCUUACAAUUGUAUUGUUGUAUGGAUUAUGAUGGAUCACAAUGUGACAGAUUCUUGGGAAAGGGGUUUCAUCAUAAAUUUCAAUGGGGUUGGGUUGAAUUUGAGAUAUAUUCAAGUUCUGUGUGCUCAGAAAGAUGGCGAAAUUAUAAUGCUGUAUAAUAAUCACACUCUUCUUUCUUAUAAUCGGCAUACCAUGCACUUUAGGAGGCUUAGCAUGGCUGGGCUUCCUUCUUGGUUUGAAGCAGUUUCUCAUGUGGAGAGUCUUGUUUCGCCUUUGGGAUGUUUAAGAAGCAAUACAAAAUGUUUUUCUAAUUAAAUUGGGAGAUUAAUGGCGCUGGAGUUGGAUUUAAAGAUGUAGCAGAACAACAAAACUAGUAGGAAUUGCGAGAAAGAUGUGGCCAAUCACAAGGAUUGUAAGGUAGAAGAUAUCUCACCGAAAAAAACUCUUAUGAAAAUCAAGUAGCGUGUCUAUAUUGUAAAUGAAAGCAUAAUGUGAUCCAAUGAAUACAUUACUAUGCAAUGGUUUUGGUUGUAGUUUUGCUUUGUAGGUUUAUACUGUGGUAAGCUGUCUCUUACAAAGUUCCAUCUAUAUGAUAUAAAGACAUUCUUU
Messenger RNA from Camellia sinensis, 1417 nucleotides. RefSeq names its product F-box protein At3g07870-like. The record is from RefSeq and is a predicted model, not a curated record. Gene Ontology annotation, molecular function: protein binding. Lineage: Eukaryota; Viridiplantae; Streptophyta; Magnoliopsida; Ericales; Theaceae.